Messenger RNA from Medioppia subpectinata, 319 nucleotides. NCBI's taxonomy places the organism in Eukaryota, Metazoa, Arthropoda, Arachnida, Sarcoptiformes, Oppiidae. The record is from the annotation of a GenBank genome assembly.
AUGUAUGAGAUAUUAAGCGAUGUUUUGGACGACAAAGAAUUGGUCGCAAAGUUUGAUAAAUGUCUUACUUAUGAGAUAUUGGCUUCAAUUGCGGACAUUAAAUAUAUUAACGAAGAAAUGUUUGUCCGCUUUAACUGUCAAAAGACAAUGGAUUGGUUGUCGAAGAAGAUCGACAACACUGUAAAUGCAAUGAUUGUAAACGGGAUGAAUGUCUCGUGCGAUGGCUCUAAAGUGAGCGGAUAUAAGUCCGGCAAAGAGGACGCCAAUCGAGAAAAGGGUUAGUUUUUAAAAACUUAUUUUUAUUAGUUUUAGUUUUAUU